Molecule: messenger RNA, 1077 nt
Organism: Strongyloides ratti
Lineage: Eukaryota; Metazoa; Nematoda; Chromadorea; Rhabditida; Strongyloididae
Product: Rhomboid-related protein 2
Exons: 2
Coding region: 1-1077 (358 amino acids)
Cellular component (GO): membrane
Molecular function (GO): serine-type endopeptidase activity; calcium ion binding
Source: RefSeq, a predicted model, not a curated record
AUGGCUUCUUCACUAAUGGAUGGCGGUAGCAAUGAAGAAAAUCAUAUUCAAACAUUUUCCUUUGAACAAGAAAAUACUAAUGAAAAAGUAGAAUGGUUAAAAAUAUUUAAUGAUCUUGAUAAAGAAAAAACUGGAAGAAUUCAUAAACGUGAUUUACAAAGAAGGUUAUAUAAUAAAAAUUAUUUAAAUUUAAAGUCACAUCAACUUCAAACUUUAAUUAAUUCUGUUGAUCAAAAUAAAGAUGAUUAUAUUGAUUUAUUUGAAUUUUGUAUGCUGAUGGCUAAAGCAAAAAAUGAUUAUUAUAAACAAGCAUUAUUUUAUUCCUCAAGAUUUGUCUUACCUCCACAUCAUAAUAAACAAAAAAUAAGUUAUCUACAUCAAUACUCACUUUGCCCACCACCAUUAUUUAUUGUUUUUAUAUGCUUUAUUAAUAUUGGAUUUUUUGUUUUUUAUGAUAAUCAACAUCUAUCUGGAAAUCCAUUUAUAUUAUUAUCAUAUCCUAACCAUGAUGUCUGGAGAUUAUUUACCUACUCACUGAUACAUUCAAGUAUUUCACAUUUAAUUAAUAAUCUUAUUAUUUUAAUUGUUUUUGGUCUUCCACUAGAAUUAGUUCAUGGAUCAUUACGUUUAGGAAUAAUUUAUGUUAUUGGAGCUAUUGGUGGUGGUUUGUUACAUUUUGCAUAUGAUCCAAAAUAUGGAUUAAUUGGAUGUAGUGGUGCUGCAUCAGCAAUAAUGGCAUGUCAUAUUGCAAAUUUAUUCAUCAAUUGGAGAGAAAUGGAAUUAAAAUGGUUUCGAUUGGCUUUCAUAAUAUUAUUUACCUUAUCAUUUGUGGGAAUUUCUAUAUAUGCUAAUGUAACAGAACCAAAUCAUGGAAUCAGUGAUAUGUCACAUCUUGGUGGUGCAAUUGCCGGUCUAUGUAUGGGAGUGUUAUUUUUAAAAAAUUUAAGAGUCACUAAUACAGAAAGAAUCAUUAAAUGGACACUUUUUACUUUUCAUAUGAUCUUUAUAUUAAUUUUAUUCCUCAAUUUUAUGGAUGUUUUUAGUUUUCAAAGACAUAUAUUUAAAAAAACUGAAUAA